CUGACAAGUGUGGGCCUCGUACUGCCUUGUUCCCUAGUGUCUUUCCCUGUGCCUCUUCCAGUGUGGACUCCCUCCACUGGAGUUUCUCACUCCGAGGAGAGUGCUUCCCCCAGAGGUUUAUUUCAGCCAGAAUUCAGUGUCAAAGUGGCUGUGGAAUUGUAAGACUUUGAAUGUGCUUUUAAUUACUCGUGAUGUUGAAAAUUUACUGGGGGAAAGGGAAACAGCAUUUUGUGUAAAAUCCCCUGGGGAGGAAGUCAUGAGGCUGCUUUAUUUUGAUCUCUCUGUCAUGGACCCCUAGCCUCCAUAGUCCUCAUUUCUUGUUUGGGAGACCCUGAGUUGACCAGUCUGGACUUCUCCACUGACCUCUGCCCAUAUUUUUCUGUAUUAACCGUCAAUCAGUUACCCUUACACUCUGUUUCAGGACUUUGAACUUGCUUUUAUCUGUCAACCUUUGAGAUGACGCACCCAUUGUUCUUUAUAUCCUGGUUUUGGGGGGGACUGUUGGCUCCUUUAACUUGUCUAAUAAUGGGGAGCAAGACGGUGGGAGUGUUCAGUGAUUGUUAAGUCCAAGAAAUGGUGAUCUAGGGUUUCUGGACAAUAUACCCUCCCGGUAAUGUCAAUGCCCCAUGUCCUGCUGGGAAGACAAUUCAUUCCAGGCUUGUUCUUUCUUAACCUGUACCCCCUCUGCUCAUAGCCUUUCAGUCUGGCUCCUUUCCUCCACACAAACACUCUGAACUCUGACCCUUUAGCUGCCAGGCGUGUUCUCCCAGCCAGGACAUUUAUCUCUUCAGUCUGACCAUGACUGGAUUCUCAGGUCUAGUUCGGAAUUGUUUCUGUCCAGGAUCUGAGCUGCUAGGGGAUAGGACUAAACUCUGCAAGACCGGAGUUGGUGAGCAUAGGCAUUCCAGAGACAGGUCUGCAGUUCUGCAGUGAGAAAUUCUGCAUGCUGCACCCCCACCAUCGAGAUGUGCAGAGAACCUUCAGAGACACUCAGAGAAUGUCCUGUCCUGAAUGAGGCAUCCUGGCACCCGUGCUUCCUGCUUAUCAGCAGGAUGUUGGUCUUCAAAGAGAGGGGUUCCUGGAGAUUUGAUGGCCCAGAGUUACCUUCGCUCUUAACUCAGAGGUGGUGCAUCCUAAGAUUAGAUCAUCUGCCUCUGUGGAUGUCUGUUGCCCUGAGUCCCUCCCUUUCUGUGCAAUCCGGCCCUGCCCAACUAGUUUUGGCCUGCUGCUCAGCCAGGACGGAAGUGGCUGAGCCUCGGAGGGCUUGAUUGGUUCAGUCCAGCCCAACCCAGCCUCCCACACAGCUCUCUGCAGUUAAGAAGCAGCAGAUAAAUGCGUUUUUGCAGGAGUGGGGAGAAGGUCUUAGAGGAAAGGCUGCUCCUGAGAUAAGCAGGAUGCCGUGGCUAACUGUGUCUGGGCUGGACCUAGGCUCUGUGGUGACCUCGACAUGGCAUCUUCUGCUGCUUGGAGCCGCUUCUUGGAUUUUGGCCAGAAUUCUUGCCUGGACUUACUCGUUCUGUGAGAACUGCUCCCGCCUCAGAUGUUUCCCUCAGUCCCCUAAAAGAAACUGGUUUUUGGGCCACUUGGGCGUGAUCCAGAGCAAUGAGGAAGGCAUGCAGCUGGUGACUGAAAUGGGCCAGACUUUCCGAGAUGUCCAUCUCAUUUGGCUAGGACCCGUCAGCCCUGUGCUGAGGCUUGUUGACCCUGCAUUUGUUGCCCCUCUGCUCCAGGCCCCAGCUUUGGUGGCCCCGAAGGACCCGACUUUCUUACACUUCCUGAAGCCCUGGCUUGGGGAUGGGCUAUUUCUGAGUUCUGGUGACAAGUGGAGCCGCCAUCGCCGUCUGCUGACACCUGCCUUCCAUUUUGACAUCCUGAAGCCCUAUGUGAAGACUUUUAACCAGAGUGUGAACAUCAUGCACGCCAAGUGGAAGCAUCUAUGCCUGGAAGGCAGUGCCCGUCUGGAAAUGUUUGAGAACAUCAGCCUCAUGACCCUGGACAGUCUGCAGAAAUGCCUCUUUGGCUUUGACAGCAACUGUCAGGAGUCUCCCAGUGAAUACAUUUCUGCCACCUUGGAACUGAGUUCCCUCACCAGAAAAAGGUCAUAUAAGCUCUUCCUGUACCUGGACUUCCUGUAUUACCGCACUGCUGAUGGACAGCGCUUCCGCAAGGCCUGUGACCUGGUGCACAGCUUCACGGAUGCUGUCAUCAGGGAGAGACGUCGACUUCUCUCCAGCCAAGGCGUUGAUGAGUUCUUGGAGUCCAAGACUAAGUCUAAGUCUAAGACUUUGGACUUUAUCGAUGUACUCUUGUUGGCUAAGGAUGAACAUGGAAAGGAGCUGUCAGAUGAGGACAUCCGGGCAGAGGCUGACACCUUCAUGUUUGGAGGCCAUGACACCACGGCCAGCGCACUGUCCUGGAUCCUGUACAACCUGGCAAGCCACCCAGAAUACCAGGAGCGCUGCCGUCAGGAGGUGUGGGAGUUGCUGAGGGACCGAGAGCCUGAGGAGAUUGAAUGGGACGACCUAGCCCAGCUGCCCUUCCUGACCAUGUGCAUCAAGGAGAGUCUGCGACUGCACCCUCCAGCUGUAGACCUCCUGCGCCGCUGCACCCAGGACAUUGUGCUACCUGAUGGCCGGGUCAUCCCUAAAGGGAACAUCUGUGUCAUCAGCAUCUUUGGUAUUCAUCACAAUCCUUCAGUGUGGCCAGACCCUGAGGUCUAUGACCCCUUCCGCUUUGACCCAGAAAAUCGUCAGAAGAGGUCACCUCUGUCUUUUAUUCCCUUCUCCGCAGGGCCCAGGAACUGCAUAGGACAGACUUUCGCUAUGAACGAGGUGAAGGUGGCAGUGGGGCUGACGCUGCUCCGCUUCCGCUUCCUGCCAGAUGACAAGGAGCCGCGCAGGAAGCCGGAACUGAUCUUGCGCGCUGAGGGCGGGCUAUGGCUGCGGGUGGAGCUGCUGAGCAGAGACACUCAGUAACCCUGUGUAAUAUCUAGUCACUCUCCUCUGCACAAUUCAGAAAAAGCGGAGCCUCACCGAGAGCCAGCAAGGGGCGCGGAAGGACAACAGACUCUGGGAGCCUGUGUAGGGCUGCUGUCUUGAGUCCAAGAGCCUUUCUAGGUGACCCACAGGGCCCGCAGACUGAUGAGUGUUGCACCCAAGCUGAAGGAAGGCCUUUAUUCUUUUGGCCAUAGGGAGUCACCAUAGAUGUUUAGGUUUUUUGGCAGAUUUGAGGCAGUUUUCUUCUUUUCUUGUUUUUGAGAUAGGGUCUCAAAUUUUAGUGGAUACAGCAGGCUGGCCUUUAACUUGCAGCAAAUCUCUGGCCUGACCACCUGAGUGGCAAUUAGAAAGUGCGCCACUGUGCCUGUCAUAUCUGAAGACAUUUUUUUAUUAGAAAUGAUGGGAAGUUUCCCAGGAGAUAAGUCUGAGAGCUCUUCAAAAUGAUGUUAAAUGAUGUCCAAGGCUUGUGAUGUCUAAGACCAUUGAGGCAGCUUAAAUUUAAAAUGACAUCACACUGCAGGCUCCCUGUGUGGUGAUGUCCUUUCAGGUUCCCACUUGUUCUUCCUUGGGCUGGGGAGGUGGCUUAGUGGGGAGACAGGAGGAUCCCAGGGCCUCAGUGGCCAGCCAGUCCUGCUGAAUCAGAGCUCCAGGUUGUAAGAGACACUGUCUCAGGAAAUAAGGUGGACAGUGAUGACUGAAGACACCUAAAUAAACCUCUGGCCUCCUCAUGAGCAUCACUGAUCACUGUAUGUGAAACACACACACACACGCGCGUGCGCGGGCGCGCGCGCGCACACACACACACACACACACACACACACACACACACACACACACACACACAAUUCUUGUGUCUCUUCUAGGAUUUGAUUUUCCUCCUCCAACCAGGAAGGACUUAAAACAGUUUCAUGAGUUGAAGACUGAUCUUGGCUAUGUUGAAAAUUUGAGGCCAGCAUUGCGAGACCUUGUCUCAAAACUUAAAAACCAGAGUUUACAUAUCUUUGGCUUGAGAAAUGACUUUAGAUGUGCUGGAGAGAUGGCUUAGAGGUUAAGAGCACUGCCUGCUCUUCCAGAGGUCCCGAGUUCAAUUCCCAGCAACCACAUGGUGGCACCAAGUAAUGGGACCUGAUGCCUUCUUCUGGUGUGUUUGAAGACAGCUACAGUGUACUCAUAUACAUAAAAAAAAAAUCUAAAAAAGAAAAAAAGAGAAAUGAUUGAAGAGCAAACGUGUUUGAUUUUUAAAAAAUUCUCUUGUGUUCUGUUCUUUUUUAUGGUUGCCAAUGUUCUGUUUUUCUUUUCCUUUUUAUUUGUUAAUUGAUUUAUUUUUUCCAUUUUUGAAACAUUGGGUAUUUCUUAUUUACAUUUCAAAUGUUAUUCCCCUUCCUGGUUUCCUGUCCUUCAGCCCCCUCACCACUCCCCCUCCCCUUCUAUAGGGGUGUUUUCCUCCCCAUCCACCACCAUUACUGCCCCUCCAAAAUUCUUCUACACUGGAGGUCCAACCAUAGCAGGACCAAGGGCUUCUCCUUUCAUUGGUGCCCAGCAAGGCCAUCCUCUGCUAUAUAUUCUCUUGGAGCCAUGGGUCAGUCAGUAUAUAGUCUUUGGGUAGUGGUUUAGUCCCUGGAAGCUCUGGUUGGUUGGCAUUGUUGUUAUGGGUUUGCAAGCUCCUUCAGCUCUUUCAGUCCUUUCUCUAAAUUUUCCAAUGGGGUUCCUAUCCUCAGUUCAAUCGUUUGCUAUUAGCAUUCGCCUCUGUAUUUGACAUGCUCUGGCUGUGUCUCUCAGGAGAGAUCUAUAACUGGUUCCUUUCAGCAUGCACUUCUAAGCUUCAUCAAUCUUAUCUAGUUUUGGUGGCUGUAUAUAUAUGGGCCACAUGUGGGUCAGGCUCUGAAAGGCCGUUCCUUCCAUCUUGGCUCUAAACUUUGCCUCCUUAUCUCCUCCUAUGGAUAUUUUUGUUCCCCUUUUUAAGAAGGGGUGAAGCAUCUGAAUUUUGAUCAUCCUCCUUGAGUUUCAUAUGGCCCGUGCAUUGCAUCUUGGGUAAUUUGAGCAUCUGGGCUAAUAUCCACUUAUCAGUGAGUGCAUACCAUGUGUGUUUUCUGUGAUUGGGUUACCUCACUCAGGAUGAUAUUUUCUAGUUCCAUCUAUUUGCCUAUGAAUUUCAUGAAGUCACUGUUUUUGAUAGCUGAGUAAUAUUCCAUUGUGUAGAUGUACCACAUUUUCUGUAUCCAUUCCUCUGUUGAAGGGCAUCUGGGUUCUUUCCAGCUUCUGGCUAUUAUAAAUUAGGCUACUAUGAACAUAGUGGAGCACGUGUCUUUGUUAUAUGUUGGGGCAUCUUUUGGGUAUAUGCCCAGGAGACAUAUAGCUGGGUCCUCAGGUAGUGCAAUGUCCAAUUUUCUGGGGAACCUCCAGACUGAUUUCCAGAAUGGUGGUACCAGUUUGCAAUCCCACCAAGAAUGGAGGAGUGUUCCUCUUUCUCCACAUCCUCGUCAACAUCUGCUGUCUCCUGAGUUUUUAUCUUAGCCAUUCUGACUGGUGUGAGGUGGAAUCUCAGGGUUGUUUUGAUUUGCAUUUCCCUGAUGACUAAGGAUGCUGAACAUUUCUUUAGGAGCUUCUCAGCCAUUUGAUAUUGCUCAGCUGAGAAUUCUUUGUUUAGCUCUGUACCCCUUUUUAAAAUAGGGUUAUUUGGCUCUCUGGAGUCUAACUUCUUGAGGUCUUUUUAUAUUUUGGAUAUAAGCCCUCUAUCAGUUGUAGGAUUGGUAGAGAUCUUUUCCCAUUCUGUUGGCUGCCAUUUUGUCCUAAUUACAGUGUCCUUUGCCUUACAGAAGCUUUGCAGUUUUAUGAGGUCCCAUUUGUCGAUUCUUGAUCUUAGAGCAUAAGCCAUUGAUGUUCUGUUCAGGAAAUUUUCCACAGUGCCCAUGUGUUUGAGACUCUUCCCCACUUUUUCUUCUAUUAGUUUGAGUGUAUCUGGUUUGAUGUAGAGGUCCUUGAUCCACUUGGGCUUAAGCUGUAUACAGGGUGAUAAGAAUGGAUCGAUUUGCAUUCUUCUACAUGCUGACCUCCUGUUGAACCAGCACCAUUUGUUGAAAAUGUUAUCUUUUUAUCAUUGGAUGGUUUUGACUCCAUUGUCAAAGAUCAAGUGACCAUAGGUGUUUGGGUUCAUUUCUGGGUCUUUAAUUCUAUUCCACUGAUCUAUCUGCCUGUCUUUUUACUAAUACCAUACAGUUUUUAUCACUAUUGCUCUGUAAUACUGCUUAAGUUCAGGGAUAGUGAUUCCCCCAGAAGUCCUUUUAUUGUUGAGGAUAGUUUUAGCUAUCCUGGGUUUUUUGUUAUUCCAAAUGGAUUUGCAAAUUGUUCUAUCUAACUCUAUGAAGAAUUGAAUUGGAAGUUUGAUGUGGAUUGAGUUGAAUCUGUAGAUUGUUUUUGGUAAAAUGGCGAUUAUUACAAUAUUAAUCCUGCCAAUCCAUGAGCAUGGGAGGUCUUUCCAUCUUCUGAGAUUUUCAUCAAUUUCUUUCUUCAGAGACUUGAAGUUCUUAUACAGAUCUUUCACUUGCUUGAUGAGAGUCACAUCGAGGUAUUUUAUAUUAUUUGAGACUAUUAUGAAGAGUGUUGUUUCCCUAAUUUCUUUCUCAGCCUGUUUAUCUUUUGAGUAGAGGAAGGCUACUGAUUUGUUUGAGUUAAUUUUAUACCCAGCCACUUUGCCGAAGGUGUUUAUCAGGCUCAGUAGUUUUCUGGUGGAACUUUUGGGGUCACUUAAGUAUGCUAUCAUAUCAUCUGCAAAUAGUAAUAGUUUGAUGUCUUCCUUUCCAAUUUGUAUCCCUUUGUCCUCCUUUUGUCUGAUUGCUCUGGGACGACUUGGAGAACUAUAUUGAAUAAGUAGGGAGAGAGUGGGCAGCUUUGUCCAGUCCCUGAUUUUAGUGGAAUUGCUUCAAGUUUCUCUCCAUUUAGUUUAAUGUUAGCUACUGGUUUGCUGGAUAUUGCUUUUACUAUAUUUAGGUAUGGGCUUUGAAUUCCUGUUCUUUCCAGGACUUUUAUCAUCAAGGGUUGUUGAAUUGUGUCAAAUGCUUUCUCAGCAUCUAAUGAAAUGAUCAUGUGGUUUUUGUCUUUGAGUUUGUUUAUAUAAUGGAUUAUGUUGAUGGAUUUCCAUAUAUUGAACCAUCCCGGCAUACCUUGGAUGAAGCCUAAUUGAUCAUGAUGCAUGAUCGUUUUGAUGUGCUGUUGGAUUCGGUUUGUCAGAAUUUUAAUGAGUAUUUUUGCCUGGAUAUUCAUAAGGGAAAUUGGUCUGAAGUUCUCUUUCUUUGUUGGGUCUUUGUGUGAUUUAGGUGUCAGAGUAAUUGUGGCUUCAUAGAAGGAAUUUGGUAGUGCUCUGUCUGUUUCUAUUUUGUGGAAUAGUUUGCACAGUAUUGGUAUAAGGUCUUCUAUGAAGUUCUGAUAGAAUUCUCCACUAAAUUCAUCUGGUCCUGGGCUCUUUUUGGUUGGGAGAGUUUUAAUGACUGCUUCUAUUUCUUUAGGAGUUUUGGAGAUGUUUAAAUGUUUUAUCUGUUCCUGGUUUAACUUCGGUACCUGGUAUCUGUCUAGGAAAUUGUCCAUUUCCUCCAGAUUUUCCAGUUUUGUUGAAUAUAGGCUUUUGUAGUGCGAUCUGAUGAUUUUUUAAAUUUCCUCAGAUUCUGUUGUUAUACCUCCCUUUUCAUUUCUGAUUUUGUUAAUUUGGACACACUCUCUGUGCCCUCUGGUUAGUCUGGCUAAGGGUUUAUCUAUCUUGUUGGUUAUCUCAAAGAACCAGAUCUUGGUUCUGUUGAUUCUUUGUAUAGUUCUUUUUGUUUCUACUUGGUUGAUUUCAGCCCUGAGUUUGAUUAUUUUCUGCCUUCUAAUCCUCCUGGGUGCAUUUGCUUCCUUUUGUUCUAGAGCUUUUAGGUGUGCUGUCAAGCUGCUGAUAUAUGGUCUCUCCUGUUUCUUUGUGCAGGCGCUCAGAGCUAUGAGUUUUCUUCUUAGCACAACUUUCAUUGUGUCCUAUAAGUUUGGGUAUGUUGUGCCUUCAUUUUCAUUAAAUUCUAAGAAGUCCGUCCUUCCUUCCUUCCUUCCCUCCUUCCUUCCUUCCUUCCUUCCUUUCUUUCUUUCUUUCUUUCUUUCUUUCUUUCUUUCUUUCUUUCUUUCUUUACCAAGUUAUCAUUGAGUAGAGUGUUGUUCAAUUUUCAUGUAUAUGUGGACGUUCUUUCCUUAUUGUUGUUAUUGAAGACCAGUCUUUUUCUGUUGUGAUCUGAUAGGAUGCAUUUCUUUCUUCAUGUAUGUCUUGAGGCCUGUUUUAUGAACGACCAUAUGGUCAAUUUUAGAAAAGGUACCAUGAGGUGUUCAGAAGGUAUAUCCUUUUGUUUAAGGAUGAAAUGUUCUAUAAAUAUCUGUUAAGUCCAUUUGGUUCAUAACUUGUUAGUUAUUCUGUUUAAUUUCUGUUUACAUGAUCUGUCCAUUGAUGAGAGUGGAUGUUGAAAUCUCCUACUAUUAUUGUGUGAGGUGCAAUGUGUGCUUUGAGCUGUAGUAAGGUUUCUUUUAUGUAUGUAGGUGCCCCUUUAUUUGGAGCAUAGAUCUUUAGGAUUGAGAGUUUAUCUUGGUGAAUUUUCCUUUGAUGACUAUAAAGUGUCCUUCCUUGUCUUUUUUUAUGACUUUUGGUUGAAAGUUGAUUUUAUUCAAUAUUAGAAUGGCUACUCCAGCUUGCUUCUUUGGACCAUUUGAUUGGAAAGUGGUUUUCCACCGUUUUGUUCUGAGGUAGUGUCUGUAUUUGUCUCAGAGGUGUGUUUCCUGUAUGUAGCAAAAUGCUGAGUCCUCUUUAUGUAUCCAGUGUGUUAAUCUAUGUCUUUUUCACAAGUCCACACAUUCCUAAGACAUGUGAGGGGAGUCCUUAAGUGUGAGGUCUUCGAAGCAACAAACAAACUAAAACCCCACCUACUAAAGUAUUUAUAAUGUACACAGGCAGUAUAUAAUCCCAGUCUAGGAGAGAGUAAUGGGGGCAUUGAAAGGAAAACUAGGAAAAAAUAACUAAAAAAUGUAAGACUGAAAUAUACAACAAACAUCCAUGUAGCUUCAUAUCCAGCAUCUGGGACUCUUGAAGGAGUCAUCAAUGCUCCAACAUCCUUUGGGAGCCUUGUCCCAUCUGCUGCAACUUUGGUGGGGGGGAGUUACUCCCACUUUGUGUCUGAAGGAUUUCAUGGUAGAUACCUUAUUCUCCUGGCAUUUCCCAUUAUUCUGGGUUCUCCUUGUCCACUAAGCAUUCAAAUUCUUAGCCCUAUGCAGCACCUGUCAAGGCUGGUCUGAGGUACCUUACCUAGCUUAAGUGGCUUUCUGGUCAUCUAGUUCAAGCAUUCAAGUCUCCCAGUGCUCUCCUAUCUUUCAUGCUUGCAAAAGCAGUGGUGUAUGACAUUGUUGACAGGUUCUGCUGCCUCCAUUGGCCUCUGUGUGCCUUUAAAGUUGAUCAUGGGAAAAUGGUUCCCUAGGUGCCCAUUUUGUUGAAGGGAAUCACUUCAGCAGCAUUCUCAGUUCAGAUUUCCUUCUUUUAAAUAUAUAUCUAUACUAUUUAAGCUGAAGCUCUCAGUGGCUGGGGUCUUGCCUUCAAGGCACCUGCUCUACUGUCCCAAUCAGGAUAGGAGAUUUCUCUUUAAUGGGUUAAUCUUAGCACGACAGCUGUUUUCUCCUCAAUCUACCCACCCCCACCUUGAUUGUACCUUCAAACUCACAUUGCUUUCUGUGCAUACUAAAUAUUGUCAUGUCUUCCUGUUCUGCUCAGUGCCCUUUCACAGUAGACCUGGGCAAGAGUAGUGAGCAGUAACUAUAGCAGAGCCUGAAAAUAUCCCACGCUCAGGUUUCUGCUGCCAAUCAAAUCAGCCCAUGACUUGAGUCCAGUCUCAUUUAAGUUCUCAGGAGUUGAGCAUAAUGAAGCCAAUGGAUGUCGUGUGGUUGAGUUAUAGAGGACUCCUGUUCCUCUUAGAAAUUUUACUAAGCACAUCUUCAUUGUCCAUAUUUCCAUCAAGAUUGAGGUGCUCUGAAUUAUAGGUCAGAGAUUCACCAGUCUGACCAUGAAUAAGUUUUAGCCAAUAAGAAUUAAAGGCAUGAAUUUUUCUCAAUAUUCUUUAAUGAGAGUGUAACCUCUCCUGUAGUCCAGUAUCUACCAUAUGUCGUGGGAAAGAAAGUUCAUUAAAAUACAUGGGGAAGUGGACCUGUUUAGAAAUAGUCCUUUGGGGGUGACUCUAAUCACUGUUGUUCUCAGUCCAGUCCAGUAGCAAACACCACACAUGAAAUAGCAGCUGCAGCCCAGUCCUCUUGGCAGACACCACCCAGGAACCAGCAGCUUCAGUCUAGUGCAGUCUACUUGGUAGGCACCACACAUGAACCAGCAAGGGCAGUGCAGUCCAGAGGAGACCAAGAGACUCACCAACCAUUCCACAUCCACCGCAGAAGCAGCAAGAAGCAGCAGGAACCUCAUGAAUUCUUUCUUGAGUUUCUCUAUCAAGAUAGUCACCAUUAUUGAUGCCCAACAACACAAUGUAAGGCGAAACACUGAAUGCUUGUCAUCAGCAAGGAACAAAGAGGCAGAGCAAUGCGAAUCAAUGCUCUGAGGACACAUUCAUAUUUCUUCUAAACAUUACGUGUUCUUUCAGGUGUCUGCUAUAGCAAAUCAUGCUUCCUCUCGAGUCUGCUUCAAGAAGUCAUUCUUUCCCAUGUGUGCUUUAGCAAAAGAUCCUUCUACCUGUGUGCCCCAGCAAAGCAUUAUUUGAUAUAACCUUCUUUCCAAAGAAAUAGUAGUUUCCAUUUCUAAGAGGCUUUGUUAAACCCUGGCCAUCACCAUGGAUACUGGCCGUGUCCAUACUUAAACCUCAUGCACAGAGAAUGGUCAUAAGUUACAUUAGUCAGGGCCUUAUAAAGGCAAAACUCAGAAGCCUACCUACUUCCUCUCCUUUUGUAAUCAGAGUAAAGCACACAUUCUGGCAUACCUCCUGAUACAUGCUUCCUGACUACAUGUGAUCAAGCACAUCCUGUGUAAUGGGCAACUGACCUCAUUUACAGAAGACAAUACAUGUGGUUUGUUACCUUACAUGAACAAUAGCUGUAGAGAGAAUAUCUUUUGUGGAAACAGUUCCUGUCAGUAAAAUAGCUGUUGGCCUAUUAGCUUAUACUGGGAAUAGGAGGUAGAAAUUCUCGUAGGGAGAGAGGAAUUCUGGGAUAGAGUCAGGUGCAGGAAAAGAUUUCACCCUGGACUCAGAGUAUAUGGACAUAUGAAAAGGAGGAGUGGUAACCAACCAUGUGGCACACAUAGUACAGAAUAAAUGGAUGGUAUAAAUUACCAGCUGCUCAUGAAAUGAGCAAAAGCUAAUGGUGUAAGCAUUCAUAUAUUAUUAUGUCUCAGAGCCGUUAUUUUGGGAACUGAGCCAUGGGUGGUAGAGCCUGUGGUUGCAAACGGCCCAUAGGAUUCCAGGAAGUUAUCUCUCCUUGAGUAAGUAGGACUUACAGGCUACAGGCGUUUUUGUUUUAUAGAUUACUUAGGAAAUUUAAACCUAAAACAUAACAUUAGCCCCCAUAGUCAGAAUGUUCGACUCAGAUCUGCUUAUAGUAAUAUAUGGAUUUUCUUACACAUUUCUUGAGGGAACCAGCCCCAAGUUCCUCCUUACCACAUAGUCAGGUUAUCACAGCAAUGACCUCCUACCUCAUACAAACCUCUUGCCUCAGUUACCUAUCUCUUCUCAGUGAGAAAAUAGCUGGAAAAGUAAGUCAAGAAAGGAAGGGAUUCCUUUGACUCACAGUUGAAGGGUCCAGUCUACCAUGUUGGGAAAGUUGUGGUGGCAGGGGCAUGAGACAGCUGCUCCCAUGAUAUCAUAAGGAGGCAAAGAGACUGGUGGGUGGUAAUUCAGGUAAUUUUCUUAUUUUUGCUUAUCCAGGGAACACAGUUCUGGGAUGAAAUUGCCAUGUCCAGAGCGUGUCUUUGCUCUCAUUUCAGACUUUUCUGAAAGUCUAUUAUAGACACUCCCAUUAUUUAGCUUCCAUGGAGAUUUUAGAUCCAGAAAGAUGACAGUGAUGGUUGACCAGAAUGAUACUUAUUAUAUGUAGCUCAGGGUUGCCUUGAUUCUUAUUCCUCUUGCAUCAACCUCUCAAUGAAUAUAGGUGUUCUUCUUGGUUUAUUUACAGUUUAACAGGUUUAUUUUUAGAAACCGGCAUCGGUGGUUAUGAGGUUGGCAAGACCAAAGCCCUAGGCUCAGCUGUAGGCCUUCAGGUGGAUGCUAAAGCUGUGUUUUCAGAUCAGACUUCCUUCCUGAUUCUUAGAGCCAGUGUUUGCUCUCUGCUCCUUCCAAUAUUCACAAUAAUCUGAAGAGGUCGCCAGUUUUUUUCUGGUAUUGACCCCUAUCACAGUGUGAGUUUCUGUGUGUGCAAAAGGAAUUUGGUUGGGACACGGUACCCGCACUCAGGAUGUUAAUCAGAGCAAGGAAGGAAGCAAGAGUAUACUCAUAGAACAAGAGCAUGUGAAGCCCAGCAGUAAUGGCCUCAGCCCUGUGUGGGUUGGUCUUCAUACUUCUCUGAUUCCUGUAGUGGCCUUUCUUGGGCCUCCUCCCCUGUGAAUUGUUUUGGAAAAUGGUGUGCAUUUCUCAGCUUCCCAUAUUUCCCAAAGGUCCUUAAAGUUGAAAAUAGUUAUGUUAAAAUGCUAGAAUUUCAUAUAUGUGUAAAUGAUAAUUACUGAGGCUAUGGGAUUUCUGAAACAAAAAAAUGCCUAUAAUCUGUAAGCCCCUUGCCCAAGCAUAGAUACUUCCUGAAAUACUGGAGUCUAUUGUUUAUGGGAACUAACAAGCCACAUGUUUUCACUUCUCUAAACAAGUUUGCCCAAGUUGGGCAAAGCCCCAACCACUAGGAUGUGCUUUGUCGGAGGCAGAAGAUGUGUAUAUGAGAAAUACAUCAUGAUAUAUGCUUGCCACUGAUUGACCCUAAUAGGAAAUGUGGAGAAUUGCCUUUUAAGCCCCUGCAAACUGCAACUCAUGGCCAUUUUCUGGAAAUCAAGAGAUGGACCUAGUGUGAGACUUUCCGUGGCUUUCUAAAGCUCUGGCCGGGUUAUUACUUUGAGGUAAGGGUCAGUAGAUAUCUUGGCACCGAGAGGAAGGUUCUACUUUUGCCCAUUGCCAUUCCUGUUCUCCUAAGGGAUGGGGUAUUUCUGAUUUCUUUUGACAAGUGGAACCACCAUCACUGUCUGUUGACACCUGCCUUCCACUUUGACAACCUGGUGCUUUGAGUGAAGAUUUUAACCAGAGUGUGAACAUCAUACACAUGAGUUCCUCAAAUCCUGGGUUCCAUGUAGAGCUUUACUGAAAAAAUGAAUGGCUUCAGAUGCAGGUUGUCUGAAGGUGCGGUUCUAUAGGUGCCUUGUGGAUAUCAGUUUUCCUUUCCAAGCCUUAAUAUUGCCUUCUUUAAAAUGAGAAUGAUCAUCUGUAUUUUAAAACUGAUCAGGAUAAUACCAUGUAGUCGUGCUCCUAGAAUGUAAAUGGGGCUUAUAGCACAGCAGUAUGUUCUCCCUUUUGUAGAAGUUCUGGAAAGGCAACAUGUUAACACUGAGUAUUGCACAGCAGGUCUUACUACUUAGUUUACCAGUCUUGAUUCACUGCCCUUCAGCUGAGCAUGGUGACAGGCUGUUGUAUUUUCAGCUCUGGGGAGACUGAGGCAGAAGAAUUGUGAGUUCAAGGUCAGUCAGGUUUUAGGUAGAGUUCAUUUCUAGCCUAAUAUGCACAAGGCCAUGGUUUCUAUCAUCAGUAUUGAGAAAAGAAAUAGCUGUGCUAGUCUCCGUAUGCCAGCCACACCUUCUUCAUCUCUUACCAUCUUGAGGGAAUCAUUGUUUUUUCCAGAAUAGAGAUACUGUUUCCAAGACAAGAAACAGAACGCUUAGUGUCUCUGCAAGCCACAUUUCUUCACCAGCAGCAACGGGUCAUUUCCACACGACUCUUCAGGCAAGAACAAGUUCUCAGUUCAGUUCAGACUGAGGAAAAUGGGCUCCACUUUCCAGUACACUGCCUGUCGAAAUUUCAUUUCAAAGGCUGAGGAAGGAGGAAUUAUGAAUACUUAGGCCCAUUUCUGUAGCUGCUUACCACUGUGCUAAUGAUUGUGGCAAGUACUGAUAACCCUUAUUGAGUGCCUACUGCAUGCUAGUUCUGUGAACUAUAUGGUCUGUUGCAAUUACUGUAUUGAUCUGAGAAAAAGGUGGCAAUGACAGUGCAUUAUAGAUGAUGAAUCUUAGUGUCAUAGAAGUUAGGGUGCCCAUCCACGUUCACCAACCAUAAGAGAGUAUGAGUGGUGGAGCAGCCACUGAAGUAUGGCUUAAAGGGCACUAAAUAAGCUUAAUUAGGUUGUUGGAGGAUAAGGGCACACAGAAGGUGGAGUUAGCAGAGAGCUCCUGACCCCUAACCUUGCAUGUUCAUUUGCUAGUCUCAUUUUUGUUCCCAUCCAGUCUGUUGUUCUCUGGGGUCAGAGCAAGUGAGGUAGAAGAACAGGAGGCUGAUUCUAGCUGGAAGGAAACAUUUGUCUUGAAUUUCAGUUUGGGUAGGGGUUCAAGGAUCCAAGGCACAAGCCCAUCCUUGGUCUCUUUUCUAAAGGCCAAGUGGAAGUGUCUGUUCUCAGAGGGUAGUGCCUGUCUGGAAAUAUUUGAGAAUCUCACAACCCUGGACAGUCUGCAGAAAUGCCUCUUUAGUCUUGACAGCAACUGUCAGGAGUGAGUUCCUGUCUUGAGCCAUGGACCAAGAAAGAUGGUUGGGGGAAUGGCUGGAGAUGGGAGCAGAAAGGACUCCCUGAAGGAGCUGCUUGAAAAAGGCCUUUGCAGAACAAGAGGAAGGGAGUGAGGGAGUGAGGGAGUGAGGGAGAGAUCCUUCUGGACAAUUACAGUUGUAUGUGUAGAGCCAAGAAGGUGCCAACAAACAUGUAGGAAAGCCAAUCAAGGAAUACCUUGUAAACAACGUUGGAGGAUGUAUUAGAUUUGUGUGUGUGUGUGUGUGUGUGUGUGUGUGUGUGUGUGUGUGUGUGACAAAAUAUGUAAGCUAAAUACAUAGAAAGGACAGACACAUUUUGUCCUAUGGUUUCAAUCCAUCAUGAUGGGGAAUGACAGGGCAAAGUAGCUACCACCAUGAUAGCUAAGAGGCACAAAGAGAAUUUGUUCCUGUUAGAUCCUGGGAGCCUCUGGCUUUCCUGGCCUCUGGGACAUUCUAGUGUCUACCUCUAGUUCCCCAUUCCCCUCUGCUACAUAUUUAUAUUCGAUUUUCUUACCAUCUGUACUUUUUUCCUGUCUCUUCCAAUACUUUAUCCUGCCUGCCCUGUUUAUUCUCUUCCCCUCCUCUCUUCCUCUCAGGUCCCUCUCUCCCUCUACUAUAGGGCUAGCCAGAGCAUGAAAAGGAGAUCAAAUGGAUACAAAUUGGGAAGGAGGAAUCAAGAUAUCACUAUUGUCAGAUGAUAUGAUAGUAUAUAUAAGACCCAAAAAAGUUCUACCAGAGAACUCUUACAGCUGAUAAACAACAUCAGCUGAGUGACCGGAUAUAAAAUUAACUCCAAUAAAUCAGUAGCCUUUUUUUACUCAAAGGAUAAUUGGGCUGAGAAAAAAUUAAAGAAAUGACACCCUUUGCAAUAGUGACAAGUAAUGUAAAAUAUUUGGUGUGACUUUAUAUGGGCAAAUGAAAGAUCUGUAUGACAAAACCUUCAAGUCUCUGAAGAAAGAAAUUGAAGAAGACCUCAGAAUAUUGAAGGAUCUUCCAUGCUCUUAGAUCGGCAGGAUUAAUCUAAUAAAAAAAUGACCAUCUUACCAAAAGCAAUCUACAGAUUCAAUGUAAUUACCAUCAAAAUCCCAACUCAAUUCAUCACAGAGAUAAACCAAUUUUCUAAUUCGUCUGAUAGGACAAAAACCUAGGAUAGCAAAAACUAUUUUCACCAAUGAAAGAACUUCUGGGAGAAUCACCAUCCCUGACUUCAAGCUGUACUACGGAGCAAUAGUGAUAAAAACCUCAUAGGAAUAGUACAGAGACAGGCAGGUAUAUGAAUGGAAUAGAAUUGAAGACCCUGAAAUAAACCCACACAACUAUGGUCACUUGAUCUUUGACGAAGAAGCCAAAACAACCCAGUGGUAAAAAAGACAGUAAUUUUUCAACAAAUGGUGCUGGUUCAACUGGCGGUCAGCAUGUAGAACAAUGCAAAUUGACCCAUUCUUAUUUCAUUUUACAAAGCUGAAGUCCAAGUGGAUCAAAGACCUCCCCUUAAAACCAGAUAUACUGACUCUAAUAGAAGACAAAAUGGGGAAGAGCCUUGAACACAUAGGCACAGGGGGAAAUUUCCAGAAUAGAACACCAUUGGCUUAUGUUCUAAAACCAACAAUCUACAAAUGGGAUUUCAUGAUAUUGCAAAAUAUGUGUAAGGCAAAGGACACUGUCAUUAGGAUAAGACAGCAACCAACAGAUUGGGAAAAAAUCUGCCAAUUCUACAUCCCAUAGAGGACUAAUAUCCAAAGAACUCAAGAAGUUAGACUCCAGAGAAUCAAAUAACCCCAUUAAAAAUGGGGUACAGAACUAAACAAAGAAUUCUCAACUGAGGAAUAUUGAAUGACCGAGAAGCAUCUAAAGAAAUAUUCAACAUCCUUAGUCAUCAGGGAAAUGCAAAUCAAAACAACUCUGAGAUUCCACCUCAUACCAGUCAAAAUGGCUAAGAUAAAAAACAUAGGUGAUGCUCUUACCCCUCUUGCUCUUUGUUCUUUGCUGCUCUUGCCCCCUUCCCCAUCCUCAGCCCCCUCAGUCAUCCCCUGCCCCCUCCACGUGCCCAUGGCCCACUGCCUUUCUGCUCUUCUAUUCGCUCAUUAAACUUCUCCACGUGGGAAAAAAAACAUAGGUGACAGCAGAUGCUGGCAAGGAUGUGGAAAAAGAGGAACAAUCGUCCAAUGUUGGUGGGAUUGCAAGUUGGUAUAAUCAUUCUGGAAAUUAGUCUAGUGGUUCCUCAGAAAAUUGGACAUAGUACUACCUGAGGAUCCAGCUAUACUAAUCCUAGAUAUAUAUCCAAAAGAUGCUCCAACAUGUAACAAGGACACAUGCUCCACUAUGUUCAUAGCAGCCUUGUUCAUAAUAGCCAGAAGCCGGAAACAUCCCAGAUGUCCCUAAACAGAUGAAUGGAUAUAGAAAAUGUGGUACAUUUACACAGUGGAGUACUAUUCAGCUCUUAAAACCAAGGACUUCAUGAAAUUCUCGGACAAAUUAGUGGAACUAGAAAAUAUCCUCCUGAGUGAGGUAACUCGGUCAUAAAUGAACACACAUGGUAUGCACUCACUGAUAAGUGGAUAUUAGCCCCAAAGCUCGGAAUACCCAAGAUGCAAUUCACAGACCAUAUGAAGCUCAAGAAGAAGGAAGACCAAAAUGUGGAUGCUUCAUUCCUUCUUAGAAGGAUGAACAAAAUGCUUAUAGGAGUAAAUACAGAGACAAACUGUGAAGCAGAGAGUGAAAGAAAGGUUAUCUAGAGACUGCCCCACCUGGGGAUCCGUCCCAUAUACAGUCACCAAACCCAGACAAUAUGGCUGAUUCCAAGAAGUGCUCGCUGACAGGAACCAGAUAUGGGUGUCCCCUGAGAGGCUCUGCCAGAGCUUUACAGAUAUUGAUGAGGAUGCUUGCAGCUACCAUCUGACUGAGAACAAGGUUCCCAAUGGAGAAAUUUGAGAAAGGAUAAAGGGGUAGGGCAAAGAAAAAAAAGAGAGAAAGAAUUUAAGGAACUGAGGGUUUGCAACCCCAUAGGAAGUACAAUACCAACCAACCAGAUAUAUAUCCCUGGCACUAACCCAAAGAGUACAUAUGGAGGAACCCUUGGCUCCAGACACAUAUGUAGCAGAGGAUGGUAUUGUUUGUCAUCAAUGGGGGAGAAGCCCUCAGUCCUCUGAAGUCUCCUUUCUACAGUGUAGGGGAAUGCCAUGUUGUUGAUUUGGGUGUGGGUGGAUGGAAGUGGGAGCAUCUUCAUAGAAGCAAGGGGAGCAGGGAGGAGGGCUGGGAGAGGAGGGGAAAGUGAAUAACAUUUGGAAGGUGAAUACAUAAGAUAUCCAAUAAAAUAUAUACAAAUAUAAAAAGUAAAAAAUUGAAGAAGACCUCAGAAUAUGGAAAGACCUUCCAUGCUCAUGGAUUGGCAGGAUUAAUCCAGGAAAAAAAAUGCCAUCUUAUCAAAAGCAAUCUACAGUUUCAAUGCAAUUACUGUCAAAAUUCCAACAUAAUUCUUCAUGGAGAUAGAUCAAUUCUCUACUUUGUCCGCAAUAACAAAAAACCAAGGAUAGCAAAAACUAUUCUCACCAAUGAAAGAACUUCUGGGAGAAUCACCAUCCCUGAUCAAGCUGUAGUACAGAGAAAUAGUUUUUAAAACCACAUGGUAUUGGUACAGAGACAGGCAGAGAGAUUAAUGGAAUAGAAUUGAAGACCUUGAAAUAAAUCCACACACUUAUAGUCACUUGAUCUUUGACAAAAAGCCAAACUGUCAAGUGGAAAAAAAAAGACAGCAUUUUCAAUAAAUGGUGCUGGUUCAACUGGUGGUCAGUAUGUAGAAGAAUGUAAUUUGAUCCAUUUUUAUCACCAUGUACAAAGCUCAAGGCCUAGCAUCAAGGACCUCCAGAAAAAAAAAAAAAACAGAUACACUCAAACUUAUAGAAGAAAAAGUGGAGAAGAGCCUCAAACACAUGGGCCAUGGGCAAAAUUUCCUCAAAAGAAUACCAAUGGCUUAUGAUCUAAGAUCAAGAAUGGACAAAUGGGAUCUCAUAAAAAUUGCAAAGCUUCUGUAAGGCAAAGGGCACUGUCAUUAGGAGAAAAACAGUAAUCAACAGAUUGGGAAAAGAUCUUAAGCACUCCUACACCCAUAGAGGGCUAAUAUCCAAUAUAUACAAAGAACUGAUGAAGUUAGACUUCAGAGAACCCCCAGUGAAUGGGAUUGUUGGGGGGAGGGCAGUAAUGGGGCAGGAUGCAGAGGGAACACCUACAUAGAAGGGGAGGGGGAGGGGUUAGAGGGAUGUUGGCCUGGAAACCGGGAAAAGGAAUAACAUUUGAAAUAUAAAUAAGAAAUACCCAAUUUAAUAAGGAUGGAAAAAAUGGUGUACAGAGCUAAACAAAGAAUUCACAGCUGAACCUCACUGAUCCCGGCCUACAGCUCCCUCCUCCCAAGCCCCGUGGGAGAGAAAGCUCACCGCCCGGACAGGUGGUCAUUCCUGAGACUGCAGAGCGGAAGAGACCACCAAUACUGCCCACCCCUGCCCACAUCCCUGGCCCAAGCUGAAACUGUAUAUGGCCUCUGAGAACUGGAAGAUAGGGGCACUCAAGCAGCAGGUCCCCUGCAGCCCAGACACCGCCUGGAUCUGAAGGGACCCGGUGAACAGCUCCCUGUACCAAAAUCCCUUGGGAGGGAGAGCUAAACCUUCAGAGGGGCAGACAAGCCUGGGAAGCAAGAAGGGAUUGCCCACAUUUCUGACUCCAGAGGAAAACACCUAAUGCCAUCUGGGACACCGGGGAAAAGGCAGCCCUUCUGGCUGCCGCCCUCACAGAGAGCUCAAACGCAGCCCCCCAGGAGUGACUUCAGCCCCAGGACCAGAGUUAAAACCAACUUUUCUGCUCCAAGUGACCUGCCUGGUGGACUCAGAAUACACUCCCACAGGAACAGCUGAAGACCAGCAGACAGGAAAGACUACAUGCCUGAAAGCAGAACACUCCGUUCCCAUAACUGGCUGAAAGAAAACAGGAAAACAGGUCUACAGCACUCCUAACACACAGGCCUAUAGGACGGUCUAGCCACUGUCAGAAAUAGCAGAACAAGGUAACACUAGACACAACCUGAUGGCGAGAGGCAAGCGUAGGUACCCAAGCAACAGAAACCAAGACUACAUGGCAUCAUCGGAGCCCAAUUCUCCCACCAAAGCAAACACUGAAUAUCCAAACACACCAGAAAAGCAAGAUCUUGAUUUUAAAUCACAUUUGCUCAUGAUGAUGGAAGACUUCAAGAAAGACAUAAAGAACUCCUUUAGAGAAAAUCAGGAAAACAUAAAUAAACAAGUAGAAGCCUAUGGAGAGGAAUGACAAAAAUUCUUGAAAGAAAUACAAGGAAACACAAUCACACAGGUGAAGAAAUUAAAAAUGGAAAUAGAAGCAAUAAAAAAGGACAAAGGGAGACAACCCUGGAUAUAGAAAACCAAAGGAAAAGACAAGGAGCCAUAAAUACAAGCAUCACCAACAGAAUACAAGAGAUAGAAGAGAGAAUCUCAGGAGCAGGAGAUUCCAUAGAAAUCAUUGACACAGUGGUCAAAGAUAAUGUAAAACGGAAAAAGCUACUGGUCCAAAACACACAGGAAAUCCAGGACUCAAUGAGAAGAUCAAACCUAAGGAUAAUAGGUAUAAAAGAGAGUGAGGACUCCCAGCUCAAAGGACCAGUAAAUAUCUUCAACAAAAUCAUAGAAGAAAACUUCCCUAACCUAAAGAAAGAGAUGCCCAUAAACAUACAAGAAGCCUACAGAAUUCCAAAUAGAUUGGACCAGAAAAGAAAUUCCUCCCA
Rattus norvegicus (Norway rat) is the source of this 20531-nucleotide messenger RNA. The record is from RefSeq and is a predicted model, not a curated record. NCBI's taxonomy places the organism in Eukaryota, Metazoa, Chordata, Mammalia, Rodentia, Muridae.